CGGCGCUGGGAUUGGAAGAGGGCUGGACCAGUCUGCAUUUCGGCGCGGCCCGGGCGGAGGCUGCCUUCCAGAAUUAGAAAAAUCUCAACUGAAAUUGUGAAGUAACUGCAACCUUUUGUGACUUGCCAAGAUGUUGGAGGAAGAUAUGGAAGUUGCCAUCAAGGUGGUGGUGGUUGGAAAUGGAGCUGUUGGAAAGUCCAGUAUGAUCCAGAGAUAUUGCAAAGGAAUUUUUACAAAAGACUACAAGAAAACUAUUGGAGUUGACUUCCUGGAAAGAGAAAUGCAAGUCAAUGAUGAAGAUGUCCGAUUGAUGCUGUGGGACACAGCAGGUCAAGAAGAAUUUGAUGCAAUUACUAAAGCUUAUUACAGAGGAGCCCAAGCUUGCGUACUUGUGUUUUCAACCAUUGACAGAGAGUCUUUUGAAGCAAUCCCUACCUGGAAGGAGAAAGUAGUAUCUGAAGUCGGAGACAUUCCUACAGUGCUUGUUCAGAAUAAGAUUGACCUCUUAGAUUAUUCCUGUAUAAAAAAUGAAGAAGCAGAAGCAUUGGCAAAAAAGUUAAAAUUAAGAUUCUAUCGAGCAUCUGUAAAGGAGGACUUAAACGUAACGGAAGUUUUUAGGUAUUUGGCUGAGAAGUACCUUCAAAAACUCAAACAACGGAUAGUUGAAGAUCCAGAAGUAGUACACACAAGUAGUAACAGGAUUGGUGUCUUCAACACAGCAGGCGGAAGUCAUUCUGGCCAGAAUUCUAACUUGCUUAAUGGCGGUGAUGUCAUCAACCUAAGGCCAAACAAGCAACGGACCAAGAAAAACAGAAGUCCUUUUAGCAACUGCAGCAUACCUUGAUGCUGCCACAUAGACAGGAAAAGCCGGUCUGACACAGCUGUUCAACUGAAGUUUGUAAGGAACACAGCUGGCUAUAGAGGUGUUUUACCAGUGCUUUAGCAGAUGUUGCACGCAUUGGAUCCCACAUUAAUAGUGGAUACUGCUGUUAAAAUGAAUUAUUAUUAUUAUUAUUAUUGGUACGUGGGACCCUGGUGGCACAGAAAUAGAGUCAUUGCCCCAUGCAUUUAUUUCACAUUGAAUAGGACAACUUUCCAGUUGAAAGGUAUGAUGUAUUAAAGUGUACAGUAGGUUUCACUUUUUGGGAAAAAAAAACUUAAAUGGAAAGGCUUAAAUAUCAGUAGUAUUCAUACUGUUCAGGCUAAAAUAGCUUUUCCUACUUAUUGGACCCUAUGGCUCAUUAGGAGGAUACUUAAACUAAAGCUGAAAUUAAAAGUUUGUUAAACUACCCAGUGCACAUUCCUACAACAUUGGUGGUGCAAUAUUUGUAUAGCUUAUGAAUUUUAACUGCAGUGUGCAAACAUAUAUAGAAGCUUGAUCAAAGAUUCAGGCUAAUAAAAGAGGUACUGUGUCUGAUUAUAAGGUCUUGAUGACUACUAAACUGACAUCCUAAAAAUAAUUUUCAUUUUUAUAAAUAACUAUUGAAUGAACAUUUUUCAAAUGGUACUCUGCAUGUUCCAACUUCUCCCUUCACAGUGGGCCUUAACUUUAAAAAAAAAAUGUGCUGUGCCAAAACCUAAUGUUUAUGCUGCUAGUUAAGAUAUUUUAAUCAAUUUCAUGUUGGGAUUUGCAUUUCAAAUUUUUACAGGGCAAGGAGGUGAUAAAUAGUAUAGUCAGGCAGAACACAUCAAGUUGUUCAGUUUUUUAAAAAAUAGAACUGUAGCUUGUAUAUUCAUACACUCUUAUGGGAAAACAUGGUGAAAUAUGAAGAAAUUUGUUAUCAAAAGAUUAAAGUUAUUUCAAGGAAUUUCUCCAUUGCAUCCUGUAACAUCUAUUGUGCACCCAGGUUGAGUGGAAAAGGCCCUUUUCUUGUUACAUCGUUUUAAAGAUUGCCUGUUCUUAAUCGCACUGUGUGAAUGUAAGCCUGCAAUCUUAUGCUUACUCACUUAGUCCCACGAAGUCCAUGGGAUUUACUCUGAGUAAACAUGUGUAGGAUCAAACUGUUGUCCCCUUAAAGUUGAUGUACAUCCAUAUAAUAUGUUUACGAACAGGGUGGUAAACUAUUUUU
This is a messenger RNA of Elgaria multicarinata webbii, 2069 nucleotides long. It is a transcript of the gene RAB23, whose product is annotated as RAB23, member RAS oncogene family. NCBI's taxonomy places the organism in Eukaryota, Metazoa, Chordata, Lepidosauria, Squamata, Anguidae. The transcript is spliced from 7 exons. Gene Ontology annotation, biological process: vesicle-mediated transport. Gene Ontology annotation, molecular function: GTP binding; GTPase activity. Bases 131 to 844 code for a protein of 237 amino acids. The record is from RefSeq and is a predicted model, not a curated record.